GGCUGUCAAAACGGUUGAAAACAGUUGUGAUGCUUGUGAUAAAAGUUUAUGAUUACUGUUGAUUAUCUGUGAUGGAACACUGUUGCUUUUCAACGUACUACAAAUACGUAUAAAUCAACAGCUGAUCUAACCAAAGAAUUAAAGUAAACAUAAAAUGUGCUCAAUAUAAUAAAAAAAAGAGGUUAAAAUGCGGGUAAUCAUGAAUGUUGCGAAGCUUCUUGUUAGUUAUCUGUACGAGUACGCCCGUGGUUUAUCAUUCACGAUAACUGCCAUACUCGUACUUUCCUACUGCCUCCAUCCUGGACGAUUCGCCUCUCAUUACAGUUUCAUUGAAGCGAAAAAUAUCUACACGGAAAUGGAGAAGGCCUACUCGCCUCGUGAAAAUUCGUGCGCGAUUGUCGUCACCGGAAGACAAGCAUCGGAACUACUUUACCCGGAAGUGAAUCCCCGUGAAGAUCCGGUUGUGAUGGCCAGACGAUUGGGGAUUCUGCCUGGAGGCCAAUGGAAACCAGUGAACUGUCAUCCCCUCUUCAAUAUAGCGAUCAUUCUGCCUUAUCGAAAUCGACAGACGCAACUCUCCAUUUUCAUGAAUUUCAUACAUCCGUUUCUGCAGUCGCAGAACUUGGAUUACCGGAUAUUUGUGAUCGAACAGAGUCCCAUGCGGGAAUUUAACAGGGCGAAACUGUUCAAUGUUGGAUAUGCGGAAGCCACCAAGGUCAAUGAUUUUCAUUGCUUCAUCUUCCAGGAUAUUGAUCUCAUUCCGCAAAAUCCGGACAAUAUUUACGCGUGCACGAAAAUGCCGCGACAUAUGAGUUCGAGUGUGAACACUUUUAGGUACAAUCUCCCGUAUACGGGAUUAUUUGGUGGGGCGAUUGCUUUGACUAGGAAGCAGUUUGAGAGAGCUAAUGGGUUUUCGAAUGUUUUCUACGGUUGGGGUGGAGAAGAUGAUGACUUUUAUGGAAGACUGCAGAGUAGAGGUCUUAAGGUCACUAGAUUUGGACCGGAUGUAGCUCAAUACUACAUGCUUAAUCACAAAAAGGAGUCACCAAGCACCGCGCGCUUCUCAAAUCUUGAAAAUGGAGUUCGAAGGUUUGAUACCGAUGGUAUCAAUAAUCUCGAAUACAAAGUUUUAGAUCACCAGCUACGACCUCUAUAUUCUUGGAUAUUAGCCGAUGUUUAAAAUCAGUUUCGAAAUUUUGUAAACUGAACUUCACACAAUUUUAUCAAUAAUUAUUAGGGUGGUACAAAAAAAAAUACUUUUUUUCCAAUCGUUAAAACGCUGAUUUAGAAAAUCAAAACAACAUUACUGAGGAUUUAAUUGAAAAAAAACAUGAUUAUUAUUGAAAAAAUUUGAAA
Belonocnema kinseyi is the source of this 1356-nucleotide messenger RNA. RefSeq names its product beta-1,4-galactosyltransferase 1-like. The record is from RefSeq and is a predicted model, not a curated record. The transcript is spliced from 2 exons. Gene Ontology annotation, molecular function: N-acetyl-beta-glucosaminyl-derivative 4-beta-N-acetylgalactosaminyltransferase activity. Bases 188 to 1180 code for a protein of 330 amino acids. Gene Ontology annotation, biological process: glycosphingolipid biosynthetic process; carbohydrate metabolic process. NCBI's taxonomy places the organism in Eukaryota, Metazoa, Arthropoda, Insecta, Hymenoptera, Cynipidae.